AUGGCUAAAGGAGGCAAGCUCACGAAACUCAAGUCAGUUCUCAAAAAGAUGCAAUCUUUCAAGCUCGGCCGCCUCAACGGCACCUCUGUGGUCGCCAAUAACUCAUCAGAUGAUGGCUCAUUUGACAACAACAGCGCAGCCAAGGACCUGCACCCCAUCUAUGUCGGCAAGUCACGACGGCUCUACUUUAUCACUGCCGAUGUGAUGGACAAUCCACUUUUUCGAGAGCUCGUGGAGCGGUCUGGCGAUGGCGAAGAGUCGACCACUAUUGGCUGCGAGGUGGUGCUUUUCGAGCACCUCCUUUGGAUGCUGGAAAAUGCUGAUCCUCAGCCCGAGUCCUUGGAUGAGCUGGUGGAGUUUUAUGCAUGCUGA
Messenger RNA from Fraxinus pennsylvanica, 372 nucleotides. Lineage: Eukaryota; Viridiplantae; Streptophyta; Magnoliopsida; Lamiales; Oleaceae. The record is from the annotation of a GenBank genome assembly.